Messenger RNA from Auxenochlorella protothecoides, 1257 nucleotides. RefSeq lists its product as hypothetical. The transcript is spliced from 6 exons. NCBI's taxonomy places the organism in Eukaryota, Viridiplantae, Chlorophyta, Trebouxiophyceae, Chlorellales, Chlorellaceae. The record is from RefSeq and is a predicted model, not a curated record. Bases 1 to 1257 code for a protein of 418 amino acids.
AUGAUCAAUGGGGCUGCUGCAGCUCUAGCCAACCGCGGCGCGGCGACCUGCGAGGCGAGUGCCAAGGCCGUUGCCUCCACCUCUGCUUCGGCGAUCACCUCUGGACAGGGUAGCAGCGUGUCUGCCUCUGCCACGGCCACAGCCACCGCCAUCGCUGAGGCCGUCGCCACCGCCAUGGCCUCAGCCGUCGCCCAGGCAUCAUGCUGCGGCGGCAGUAGCGCUGUGAAGGCUGCGGCGCAGUCCAUCGCCACCGAGACCAAGAGCGCCAUCGCCAAGGCGGUGUCUGACUCUUCCGCAUCCGCCAGCAACGGUGGCACCAGCCAGGCCUCGGCUGUCUCGGAGGCUGUGGCGUCCGUCACCGCCACUGCCCUGGCAAAGGCCCUGGCCACCGUCUCCGGCUGCACAGCGUCUGCGGACACCUCUGCCACCGCCACCGUGACCACCGGCUCCCAGGGCAGCACCCCCAGCUCGGGGGGGUCGGCCGGCAGCAACACCGGCGCGUCUGCCAGUGGCAACGGCGCCGCGUCCGCCAGCGGCAUGGCCGGCGCAUCCACGGGCUCCGCCUUUACCCCCAUGCCCUCCGUCAUCACCUUCCAGCCCUUCGCGUGCUUCGGCCCCGUCAGGGACAGCUGCUGCGUCAGCCCCUACCCCCAGACCUGCAACGACGGGCAGUACACCAAGCCCGUGACGGAGCCCGGCACGGCCAUCGCGCCCGCGACGGACGGGGGCGACGCAUGUGCCUGUACCACCGACGGCUUCCGCGGCAGCGUGAAUACCUCCCGGAUCGGAUGUGGCCAGUGGGACAUUGUGGCGGGAUCUAACGCCUUUACAUGUUACGUGGAGGUGCGAGAAGGGGUGAUGUGGAAGGCAUUGGUGUUUUGCAGUCAUCGCCGCGUGGCGACAAACCACCGGAAUGUCCGAUCAUGUCGGCAGACACAUCGAGCACGCACCAGCGCACACGAACACGAUCUGCGGGCAUCUGUCCAUGGCAUGUGCCCAACCUUUCAUGGCAAAUCGAAUCUCCUCAACCUCCACGCUCAGGACCCUGCUUCGUGCACGGCUGUGACGACAUCGGAGUCUGCAAGCCUGCCAGGCGCGGCGUAUCGAGCCUGCCCCGCAGAUGAGGCGGUUCUCCCCACCAUUGGCCUACUCCUCACCUCCAGUCCCCAGCUGACCAGCUACAUUGCUGCGCUGCGCACAGCAGGCUUGGGUAACAUCCCGGGGUCCAGCGUCACCGGUAGGCUUUCGGUGACGUGA